AUGCACUCAAUUAAUAAAUUUGUAUAUAUGCAAUUUAUCUGCAAAAGAAAGCGCAAACUUUUCAAUAACACUUACAAAAUUGGAAUCAAAACUCACGAGAUUAUCAUAAUAGAUGUAAUUCAUUUCAUUUAUCUAAGGGAACUAACAUAGUAAAAUACUCAAUUCCCUUUUAUUCUGAGAUUGAAGUAAAUUGGAACUUAGUCGACAACAAAUUUAUUGGAUUUGAGUUCAUCUAUAAUAAGAAACUCAUUUAAUUUGAGAUGAAACCAGAAGAUUGUUAGGUAUUUUAAGACACAGUGAAAUCAUAAAUCUUCUUUUCAAACUUAUACAAGUUUUAUAAACCCAUUUAUGAAAUUGGGAAAGGAAGUUAUAGUAAUGUAAUUAUCGUAUUGAUUAUCAAAGGUCUUGAAAGUAGUAAGUUAUCAGAAUAAAAAUAUGUAUGCUUGUAAAUGCAUAGAACCAAAUGAGAACUUUUCUGAACAAGUAUUAUAUAUUUUGAAUUUAGGAUAUUAUGAAUGAGAUUUAUAUACAUUCUUUAAUAAAUCAUUAAAAUGUAGUAAGACUUUUAGGAAUCUCCAGAACACAAAGGCAUUUUUAUUUAUUAAUGGAAUUACCCAAUGGUGAUACUUUGAAAAAUUAUUUAUAUAAAAAGGUCAGAUUAAGUGAGGAAGAAAUUAUUAGAAUUAUGAAAGUAAAUUUUAAUAAUAACUAAGUAAUUAUUAUAAGCUAUUGAUCAUCUUCAUUCAAAUAAUAUUGUACAUAGAGAUAUUAAACCGGAAAACAUCAUAUUAUAACAUUCAGAUGAUUAAAGUACUAAAUCUCAAUAACGAAGCCCUAAUUAAGUUGAUUGACUUUGGACUAGCUGCAAAUCUUAAUGAUCCAAAAGUUGUAUAUAAAAUUUGUGGAACUAGUGGUUAUGUUGCUCCAGAGAUAUUAAAUAGUGAUGGUCUCACUCCAUAUGAUACUAAAUGUGAUAUUUUCAGUUGUGGAAUCAUCCUAUAUUAAUUGUAAUUUAUUUAAAAUAUUAUUAAGACUAACUCACAAACAUUUAUUUGAAGGAGAUACAAAAUCAGAAAUUUAUUAAAAUAACAAAAUGUAUAACAAAGCUGAUUAUAAUUUUGGAGGUAUUCAUUAUUAUUUUCAUCAUUUGUUAUCCUUAAUGCUUGAGGAUAAACCAUCAAAAAGAAUAACUGCUCAAGUGGCUCUCAAUAUUUUAGAACAAAUCUCUAGAUAAAUUGAAGAAAUUCCUCCAGAUGAAAACAUUUAAAGAAUUCCUGUUAUGAUAUCCUGUAAACCUAAAUCAGAUCCUAAUCUUUUAAACAUAGAUUUCUGAAUAUUAAAAUUUGUU
Paramecium sonneborni is the source of this 1348-nucleotide messenger RNA. NCBI's taxonomy places the organism in Eukaryota, Ciliophora, Oligohymenophorea, Peniculida, Parameciidae. The record is from the annotation of a GenBank genome assembly.